ACGAUUCCCCUUUACUUGCCGACUGGACGCAUAUUCCAGCAGACAACAACACACUUGGGGGUUCCUCUGAUCAGAGGUCAGCAGAACGCGAGGCCCUCCGCGACAACUCGUACCUGAGAGGCAAGGGACAAGCAAACAUGUCCAAGGCGGGAUUCUAACCCGCGACCUUUCGGACCGAAGGCCUGCGACGCUACACGCUUUUAGUCACCUCAGCCAUCUAGGCCGGCAGGUGUCCGAGGCGCCGGCGAGAUGUUGCUGUCGGGGGUGGCGGUGCUCCUGUUGGCGCACGUGGUGCUGCCCGACGCCCACCGCGCGGAGGCUUUGGGAGUUGGGAUUGUCGAGCUCCGGCGACUAACGACGACGGCCGCAGCAGGCGGCGGUGAUAGCGGCGGCGGCGGCGGCUGUUGGCAGCCGUUUAGGCGCUGCCUGGUGGGCUGGUUGGCGUGGCUGAGAUGUGAAACGGCGUACCUUCGUUCUCCCAUCGAACACCGCGAGGGCUGCAAGGGAUUUCUGUGCUUGCAUUUGCUCGGAUCUGAUGUUAUUUAUGAAAUGUCGGUGUAUCUAUUGAGUCAUACAUUUCAUGUGAGAGCCUGA
Gryllus bimaculatus (two-spotted cricket) is the source of this 594-nucleotide messenger RNA. The record is from the annotation of a GenBank genome assembly. Lineage: Eukaryota; Metazoa; Arthropoda; Insecta; Orthoptera; Gryllidae.